CGGCUCGAUCUCCCGUUCCAAUCACGCCCAUGGCAGCCGCCGCCUUCGGCUCCGCCACUGGUGGCGGGUCGCGGCUUGUGGACCGCUGCAUCGACGCGGCAGCGCGCGGUCCCGCCACUGUGGAGGCCUGGCGCCGGCAGCGCCGCUCCCUGGAGCGCCUCCCGGCCCCGCUCGCCGACGCGCUCUUACGCCGCCUAGCUGCGCGUCGCCUUCUCUUCCCCUCCCUCCUCGAGUAAGCCUGCUGCACCGCUUUCUAAACUCGUCCUCGUGCUGCGAAGUAAAGAUGCUCGACGCCCCGAUAGGGAGCUAUGGUUUUUUUUCCUCCAUUUUUUGCCUCGCCGCUUCCAGUCCCCCAUCUCUACCCACGCUCCCUCCCUCUCCGCGCCGCUCUUCCAGCCAUGGCGAUCACCACAGAGUCGCGGAAGCGGACAAGGCUUCCCAUGCGAUCGAGAAGCGGGGGGUACGGUCUGAUUUCGAGGUUGGGAAAUUCUUUGUAGUGGCCAAUUUUAGACAUGGUUUUCUAGGUAGAGAAAAUAAUAGUAGUCAGAUUGUGGCUUUGAAAGUUCUUUUCAAGGGCCAGCUCAAACAAUCUCAGGUCCAACAUCUGCUCCCAAUGUUCUUCGCCUGUAUGUGUACUUCUAUAACCACACCGGGGUUUACCUAAUCCUGGAAUAUGCUGCCAAGGGUGAACUAUACAAGGAGUUGACAAGAUGCAAGCAUUUCUGGAAGAGCCUUUCAGCAUGGCUAGAGGUCUGAUCUACCUUAGUGGGAAGCAUGUUAUCUAUCAGGACAUCAAACUAGAAAAUCUUUGGUUGGAGCCUUUGGUCAACUUAAAAUUGCUAACUUUGGCUGGUCCGGCAUCUUCAACAGGACUAUGGUGUUUGGCCGGUCAGUAGAGGAGGUUGAUCUGAGUGGAUUUCUUUCUGUGAAUUCCGAGUGGUUGGCAUACCUUGGCUCCUUCAGGUACCUUAGGGUUCUGAAGUUGGCGGACUGCAAGAACAUCAACAAUGACGCUGUCUGGUCGCUCUCUGGAAUGAACACAUUAAAGGAGCUGGACUUGUCAAGGUGCAAAAAGAUUUCUGAUGCUGGCAUCAAACAUAUAGUGACCAUUGAAAGCUUAGAGAAGCUACACUUAUCUGAGACUGAAUUGACUGACAAUGGAGUGAUGCUCAUUUCUUCACUGACAAAUCUAAGUUUCCUUGAUCUAGGUGGAAUUCUCAUGACAGACAAAACCCUACAGUCUUUACAGGUAUUGACAAAACUUGAGCAUCUUGAUAUAUGGGGUAGUGAAACUACAAAUGAGGGAGCUUCUGCUCUGAAAUCCUUUGCAAGGCUGCUAUCCUUGAAUCUUGCGUUGACACGUGUCAACCAUUUAUCAAUUCCUCCAACCACAAGCUAUCUAAAUAUGAGCAACUGCGAAAUUCAUUCUAUUUGUGAUGUGGAUUCUGAAGUUCCUGUUCCACUAGAAAACUUUAUUGUCUCUGCAGCUACAUUUGGCAAUAUUGAUAAAGUAUUUUCUAGCAUCCAAGCAAGCUCACUGAUACAUUUGGACUUGUCUAGCUGCAAGUUAAGCAACUUGUCUUUCUUGGAAAAGAUGAAGAAUCUAGAGCAUCUGGACCUUAGCUACAACAUAAUAACUGAUGGUGCAAUUGAACAUAUUGCGAAGAUUGGAACAAACUUGCAAUAUUUGAGCCUCAAGAAUACUGGAAUAACUUCCCAGGCACUAUGUAUUCUGGCAGGGACAGUUCCAAACCUCACCUCACUGUCUUUAGCUAAUACAAAAAUUGAUGACUCUGCUCUAGCAUAUAUUGGCAUGAUACCUUUGCUGAGAACGAUAGAUUUAAGCCAGACAAGUAUCAAAGGUUUUAUUCACACUGAAGUAAAUUCCGAGAAGUUGUUGUCUAUGUCUGCAUUUGAGCAUCUCAAAUAUCUGGAAAGUCUAAAUCUGGAGGAUACACCGCUAUCAGCUGAAGUUAUACCUCCCUUGGCAUCCUUUGCAACACUGAAAUAUUUGUACCUGAAAAGUGAUUUCUUGUCUGAUCCUGCCUUGCACGCACUCUCUGCUGCCUCCAAUUUGAUACACCUUGGGUUCCGCGGGAAUAUAUUGUCAAGCUUUGGGCUUUUACAGUUUGUACCCCCUGUCACACUCUGUGUGUUGGAUUUAAGCGGCUGUUGGAUCUUAACAGGCGAUGCUAUUUCAACAUUCCGUAAGCGUCAUCCUACGAUUGAAUUGAGACAUGAGCUCCUGCACGAAGUUGAGGAAAAUUUUGUUGGUGGUUCCCAAUUUCGUAAACCUAGACGCAGACGAUCUCCUCAUGUGAAAGCAGAAGUUGGAAACAGUUUUGCUGGCUCAAGUAGGCUACACGAUAUCCGUUUUGUAGAUGAAAGGAUAAAAUACAGCAAGGAGGAAUUUGUGGAGCUGCAAGGCCUUGCUAAACCAAAUUCGUUAAUGCUUGGCGUGUGGCUUCCACCAGAACUGCGAAGGCCCAAAUGAUAGUUUUGGAUCUUGAUUCCUUACGCAUUUACUGCCAGCAUAUCAUAAUCUUCCUUGAGUUAUUCUUGAUAUGACAGACUUUUGAGAAUUAAGCAUCAAGCAUGUCACUCAGUUCCAAAUUAUAGUUCACUUUGGUUUUGUCCUAGGUCAAACUUUUCUAGCUUUGACCUAUGCAUUCGAAUAAAUGCUAUACCAAAAUGUAUUUCGUGAAGAAUCUAAAGAAACUGAUUUGAUGUUCUAGAUGGUGGUACACUUUCCUUUAAACUUGGUCAAACAUAAAGAAGUUUGACUUAUGAAACCAAAGUUAACUAUAAUUUGGAACAAAGGGAGUACACUGGAGUUAUCUAAAACAAAUUUUCGAUAAAUUAGUUUUAA
Molecule: messenger RNA, 2869 nt
Organism: Zea mays
Lineage: Eukaryota; Viridiplantae; Streptophyta; Magnoliopsida; Poales; Poaceae
Product: Leucine-rich repeat (LRR) family protein
Exons: 6
Coding region: 875-2494 (539 amino acids)
Biological process (GO): SCF-dependent proteasomal ubiquitin-dependent protein catabolic process
Cellular component (GO): SCF ubiquitin ligase complex
Molecular function (GO): protein binding
Source: RefSeq, a predicted model, not a curated record